CAGAAGAUCCUAUGCCUCCAACCAGUGGUGGGAUUCAGCCAGUUCGCACCAGUUCAGCAGAACCGAAAUGCAGAGUGUUUCAGCUGCUACUCUAGACACCAAGAAAAAAAAAGGUGUCCCUUUUACAGCUCCUUUUGAUCCUCGGUUUCCAUUCACCAACCAGACUCGUAACUGCUACCAGAAUUAUUUGGAUUAUUACCGUUGUAUGAAGAUGAUGAAAGGCAAAGGCAAGGAUAUGCAAAAGUGUGAAUGGUACCAUAAGGUUUUCAAAUCCUUGUGUCCCAGCAGCUGGGUUGAUCAGUGGGAUGAGCAACGUAAACUGGGAACUUUUCCUGGCAGGAUAUAAAGAUCUAUCUUCCAUUGCCUUCGUGAAGAUAGCCUGAGAAGUACAACAGCAAGUAUAUUUUCGUCUAGUUCCAAUUCAACGAUUAGUUACCUCAGGAGAACUGUGAAUCUUCACCCCGCCAAAACAGAACAAAAUGCAAAUAGAAGUGUUGUUAAAAAAAAAUCAAACAGGAGAAUAAUUUCCAAUAAACAGCUUUCUGACAA
Messenger RNA from Crotalus tigris (Tiger rattlesnake), 549 nucleotides. RefSeq names its product cytochrome c oxidase subunit 6B1. The record is from RefSeq and is a predicted model, not a curated record. The transcript is spliced from 4 exons. NCBI's taxonomy places the organism in Eukaryota, Metazoa, Chordata, Lepidosauria, Squamata, Viperidae. The coding region runs from base 68 to 346 and encodes 92 amino acids. Gene Ontology annotation, cellular component: mitochondrion; respiratory chain complex IV.